AUGAAAGGAAUCAGGACUUUGGUUUUACAGGAUCUUCCCUACGUUUUGCCCUCUAAAAAUUUGCAGAAAAGUCUAGUACCGAACUACCAAUUUUCAUCGCAACUCCACACGUCUACAUCGUCUCGUCGAUUCUGGAAUUUCUUCGAUUUCUCUGCUAAGGAGGAACCAUGCCGCGAUGCCAAGAAAUGUCCCUCGUCGAAGGAUGUUACCUCUACGUUGUAUUCCUCCAAUGAACUUGAGAGCGUUCCGAAGAGCUCGCAUUCAAAUGCAUUUACUACGACCGUAACGUUGAACCCAAGAACGUAUGGUAGCCAAUUCGACUUAAAAUCGACGCCCAUGAGUUGCUUAAGGAUCCAUAGGCCAUUGAAACAGGACAAUCUGUUGUCUCUGUUGGAUGGAAAUCCUGUGCCAAAGACGCUGAAGUGGAAAUUAAAGGGGUACAAAACCCUACGAAACGAACAAGCAGGAGACUUUGCAUUCGUACCUGGUGAAAGGUCCUAUGAUUUCGAUAUUCUAUCGCGGAACGAGUACUCUGACCUAAUAGAGUCGAGUAACUGUAUGACUAAGGUAAUUCCACCAAAGAGAGAUCUCUGUUCGAGGACAGGGUGCAGUGGUGGUACUGGAAAAAAGGAUAUGCUAUGCUUGACGGCGAAAGCUAUAGAGAAUAAAGCGGACACAGAGUGCAUACAGAAGUUGAAAACCAAUAAUACUAAUAUCGUUCAGAUUGAAGCUGCUAAGAGAAAACCUAGCGUUCCAUCUAGUUCGAACGUUGAAGUUGUCGAUAAACCGGUGACUAUGUUUACUGAAAAAGGUCCUGAGACACCAAAGCUACUUGCCAGCUCUACCCUUAAGAGAGAAAACAUUAAGUAUCUGCCGAUUUCGAAAUCAGAGUUAUCGACGGUGCAGAUGAAGUGUAAUACGCAACCGUCGGCUCAAUUUUCUUCUCGAUCGUCUAAGAAAAUGUCAAAACCUCCCGUCCCAGUAUCAAAGGAACAUGCAGAAAGGCGUUCAGAUAUUAAUGCAAAGAAAGAAGCAUCUUCAAUGGAAUCUUAUGAGAAAUGGCAGGAUUCUAAGUCUCAAGAAAAGAAGCCUUAUGAUUCUAAACCGUCGCAAUCAAAGUUCUCAGAGGUUAGGGAGAAAAACACUUCGGAAUGGUCGUCUAUGGAGGACACGGAGAACGUAAAAUCUGUUCCACAAGCCAAACCUCAAGUCAAGGUACGAGCAGAACAAGAGGACAGUAUGAACGUCUCACGAUUUUCUGAAGAAAUGCCUCAGUCUGAACCAAUGAAAGAUACAUUUCCAAAAGAGUCAUUACACAAGGAGUCGUCUGUAUCUUCAGCUAAGGCAGUCGAUAAGAGACAGUACGAUCAGCCAUCAUCCACGUACUUCGCACCACGAACAUCUAAACAAGGUUACAAGAGCAUGUCGAACAGAGAAUCGCAUGAAGCUGAAGACAGAGCUACCUAUGAGUCGAUAAUUGGAAUUUCAGAGAGACCAAAGCCAGCUUUGAACAUAACUAAACCUAACCAGGAUCAACAUGUCGUGACAUCGCCUUGUGCCGCGACACAGGCUAGGAUGCAGCAAAAUACCGGAAGUAGGGGUCCCCAGAACUUACAAAUGAAACCCUCCGGUGGUCACGGGUCGUCUAUGUCCGGAAACUCUGGAGGAGGCUCACGGAAACCACCUGCCUCUUAUCCUCCAUUCACAACGCAAAGAUCAGCUUCGAACAGUUCCUGCUUGCUGAGGAAAUUACCGGUUUUAAGAACAACCGACGGUGGUCGACGAAGAUUACUAAACUCGAAGAAUUCUUCAUCGAAUAUUUCAACUUCCACUGCUAAUCCGACAAGGAAAUGUCGCGAUAACGACGACUCAAAGAGGACGAAGUGCAAGAAGGACAGCAAGACAUGCAAGCGUUACUGCUGUCCAUCGCUACAGACACCGACUCACUGUGAUUACACUAAAUUUCAGUGCCCAAACGGCAAGGGUAAACCUAUUACAAACUCGCAUAUGGAAUUAUACGAGAUAAAGAAAGACACUACGUGUUUGCCAAACGAUGAACACGUAACGGAACCGGCACAAGAAAUUUGCACGAAUCCAGCCAGGAGGCGGAGGGACGAUCGUUCUUGCAAAAGGGACAGGAAGUGUCCUAGAGAAAGGAGAGACCGAAGUUGCGAUCGAGAACAACAAAGAUGUCCGAGAGACCAGCAAAGAUGUCAGAGAGAUCAGCAAAGAUGUCAGAGAGAUCAGCAAAGAUGUCAGAGAAGGAGAUCUUGUCCACGAGAGGAAAGACAGGACAGUUGUCAAAGAGAACGGGGAGGUCGCGAAAUCUGUACGAAACCAAGAAGAAGAGAACCAUGCAAGCGUCAAAGGAAAUGCGAUGAUCGGGACUGCGGUAGAAGGUCUGCGAACAGCACCGGAAGAAGAAAUUAUACCCAAUCGGCGUACGUGGAUGAACCGAAAACCAUAAAAAAUGUGAAACGUUAUUCCUCCGUGCCCGCCAUCGCCAUCCCUUUAAUCGGGAUGAGGACAAGCGGAGAGCAAACGAAACCGAAAUUGUUCAACUCUCUGUCUGUUUGUAAAUUUUCGAAGACGCCGCAAUUUUUGAAGAAAUGUAAAACCGACGACAAGAGUCAAAGGCCGAAGUGUAAGACAACGGGUAAGAGCGAUAGCUCCGAUAAGUGUGCGAGACCAUCUGCGAAGUGUAAAUUAACGGGGAAGAGCGAAAGCACCGACAAAUGUCAGAGGCCAUCAUCGAAGUGUAAGUUAACGGGCAAGAGUGACGCAAAGAAGGAGGAUCCCUGCAAAAAGGUGAGGGAGACAAGCGACGCGAAGAAGGAGGAUAUUUGCAAGAAGCUGAAGGCAGCGCGCGACGCAGGGCGGAAGGAAGAUCCCUGCAAGAAAGCGAGGGCCACUUCUGAGACAAAGAAGAAAGAAGAUCCUUGUAAAAAAGCAAGGCCGACUUGUGAAAUAAAAUCCAAAAUAACGACGGAUCCCUGUAAGAAGGUGAGGCCCAGUUCUGGCACAAAGAAGGAAGAUCCCUGCAAGAAGACGAGGCCUAGUUGCGGCACCAAGAAGGAAGAUCCCUGUAAAAAAGUGAGCAAGUCAAGCUCUACUACUAGUACGAAGGGCGGUCCUUGCAAAACUUCAGACAAGUUAAAUUGUAGUUCAACGAAGAAAGAGGACUCCUCUGGCAAGGGUAAAAACAAAUUGGAAGACUCCUGCUCCAAGAAGAGACAGCAAAUGUGCCAAGAGCGGAAGAAGCAAUCGCACUCGGAAGAAGAGUCCGCGGCAGAUAGAGCGGAAAGAGAACGCAAGGAGAUGGAGGAGUGCAAGAAGAAAUUCAAGGACAAAAAGGGCGAGAAGAAGGUUAUGACCGGUUUAGAGCGUGUCAUCAGUCCCUGCAAACAACAGCAGGCAAAGGACAAGGACUCGAGUUCCUCGAAGUUCGCGUUAAUCGAUUUUCCCUUCAGUGGCUUUAUGAAUAUGUCGACGGCAUCUACGAAGCAGGAUAAAUUACCAAAUAUUUCUUCGGAUCGAUUGUAUUCUACCGUGAGGAGGAGCGAUUCCGACGAAUUCGACAAGGAGAAAUUACCUCCCGAACCAGAAAGGAAUUUUUGGAGUUUCAAUGACGAUGCUUUCGAAGAAUUACCGGUACAUAUAGAAGUAGAGGAUCAGGAUGAAACAAUGCGUGAUAACUUUUCCUCUGGUUCAAACUGGUUUCUUUCGUGGUUCAACGCCUGCCAAUAUUAA
Molecule: messenger RNA, 3750 nt
Organism: Eufriesea mexicana
Lineage: Eukaryota; Metazoa; Arthropoda; Insecta; Hymenoptera; Apidae
Product: serine/arginine repetitive matrix protein 1
Exons: 5
Coding region: 1-3750 (1249 amino acids)
Source: RefSeq, a predicted model, not a curated record